This is a messenger RNA of Pyrenophora tritici-repentis Pt-1C-BFP, 219 nucleotides long. Lineage: Eukaryota; Fungi; Ascomycota; Dothideomycetes; Pleosporales; Pleosporaceae. The record is from RefSeq and is a predicted model, not a curated record.
AUGCUCAAUACGGAUGCUGUAAACGGUGAUGUCGCCAUGCAUCAGGCCGUUGAAUCCUGCGCUGAUCAUUGCUCCACCUCGUCAAGGCCGUUCCCGCUGCACACCAUCAGCUCUGGUGCUGCCGUCUUCACACCGCCGUGCCAUCCCUUGCAGCUGGUGACAUCGAGUAUCGAGGCAAAACCGCUCCAGGUACGUGAGGAGCCGAUGCAGCGGCUGUAG